Eublepharis macularius is the source of this 7764-nucleotide messenger RNA. RefSeq names its product zinc finger protein 208-like. Bases 39 to 4667 code for a protein of 1542 amino acids. The transcript is spliced from 7 exons. The record is from RefSeq and is a predicted model, not a curated record. Gene Ontology annotation, molecular function: DNA-binding transcription repressor activity, RNA polymerase II-specific. Gene Ontology annotation, biological process: negative regulation of transcription by RNA polymerase II. Lineage: Eukaryota; Metazoa; Chordata; Lepidosauria; Squamata; Eublepharidae.
ACCCUAAUGCACAAGAGCUGCUUGGAUUGUGGGAUGAAAUGCUCUUCGGGAUGAACCACAUCGUACCUCUGAUGUCCUUCUUCCAGGACUGGGUGUCCUUCGAAGAGGUGGCUGUGUAUUUCUCCAAGGCAGAGUGGAGCCUGCUGAGCCCGGCCCAGAGAGCUCUGUACAAGGAAGUCAUGCUGGAGAAUUUUGGGAAUGUGGCCUCUCUGGGCAGCAGCAAAAAGACGUCCUUGAUGGCUUUUCUGCCGUCUCCCCCGUGUGGUGUGGAGGAAAGACCAGCCAUGCCGGCAGCCCAGGGCCGGGUGUCCUUCGAAGAGGUAGCCGUGUAUUUCUCCAAGGCAGAGUGGAGCCUGCUGAGCCCAGCCCAGAGAUCCCUGUACAAGGAAGUCAUGCUGGAGAAUUUUGGGAACGUGGCCUCUCUGGGUCCUGUGAAUGGCACACCUGGCCUCAUCUCUUGGCUGGAGGAAGACAAGCAGCUGAUUGUCCCUGAGUGUGAUGAAGUGGAAGGAUUGACAGGAGGCAUAUGGGAGUCAGCGAAUGAAACAUCUGAGCAUGGAGUGAUGGAGAAUGGAGACACCCAUUCAGAUCUGAAAGAGGGAGAUGAACGUUGUGGUGAACUGGGGACAGAGAUGGGAAAACACCCUCCUGCAGGAAUGCAUAAUUCUGGUCUUUUACGGGGUGGUGGCUUGCGUGAAGACAGGAGAAAUGGGUGCCCAGCAAGUGGGGGGGAAUCUCCUGAAAAAUCAGAUAAAAAUGUGAACCAGAAGAUCCAUAAAAGGGGGAAAAUGGAUAGACUUUAUAAAUGCCUGGAGUGUGGGAAAUGUUUCAGUCAGAGUGCAAGCCUUGCUUCCCAUGGAAGAAUUCACACAGGGGAGAAGCCGUAUAAAUGCCUGGAGUGUGGAAAAAGAUUCAGUCAGAGUGGAACGCUUUCUUCCCAUCAAAAAAUUCACACAGGGGAGAAACCGUACAAAUGCCUUGACUGUGGAAAAAUCUUCAGUAGCAGGGGAAACCUUAAUAGCCAUCAAAGAAUUCAUACGGGUGAGAAACCAUACAAAUGUCUGGAGUGUGGAAAAGACUUCAGUCAGAGGGACAACCUUAAUAGACAUCAAAGAAUUCACACAGGCGAGAAACCAUAUAAAUGCCUGGAGUGUGGGAGAUGCUUCAGUGAGAAAAGAAGCCUUACUUGCCAUCAAAGAAUUCACACAGGGGAGAAGCCAUAUAAAUGCCUGGAGUGUGGAAAAUGUUUCAGUCAUAGUGCAACCCUUACUUCCCAUAAAAGAAUUCACACGGGGGACAAACCUUAUAAAUGCCUGCUGUGCGGAAAAAGCUUCCAUGACAAUGGAAGCUUUCAUGCUCAUCGAACAAUUCAUACUGGGGAGAAACCGUAUAAAUGCCUGGAAUGUGGAAAAAGUUUCCGUCAGAGUGGAAAACUUACUUCCCACCAAAGAACGCACACAGGGGAGAAGCCAUAUAAAUGCUUGGAGUGUGGAAAGAGCUUCACUCAGAGGGGAUAUCUUACUUCCCAUGGAAGAAUUCAUACAGGGGAGCAACCUUUUAAAUGCCUGGAGUGUGGAAAAAGCUUCAAAAGCAGUGGAAGCCUUACUACCCACCAAAGGAUCCACACAGGGGAGAAACCGUAUAAAUGUCUGGAGUGUGGGAAAAGCUUCAGUCGGAGUGAAAUACUUAUUGUCCAUCAAAGAAUUCACACGGGGGAGAAACUGUGUAAAUGCCUGGAGUGUGGAAGAAGCUUCAGUUAUAGGGGAAACCUUACUGCCCAUCAACGAAUUCACACAGGGGAGAAACCAUAUAAAUGCCUGGAGUGUGGAAAAUGCUUCAAUUGCAGUGCAAGCCUUGCUUCCCAUGGAAGAAUUCACACAGGGGAGAAGCCGUAUAAAUGCCUGGAGUGUGGAAAAAGAUUCAAUCAGAGUGGAACCCUUUCUUCCCAUCAAAAAAUUCACACAGGGGAGAAACCGUACAAAUGCCUUGACUGUGGAAAAAUCUUCAGUAGGAGGGGAAACCUUAAUACCCAUCGAAGAAUUCAUACAGGUGAGAAACCAUACAAAUGUCUGGAGUGUGGAAAAGACUUCAGUUUGAGGGGCAACCUUAAUAAACAUCAAAGAAUUCACACAGGCGAGAAACCAUAUAAAUGCUUGGAGUGUGGGAAAAGCUUCAGUCGGAGUGGAAGCCUUUCUUUCCACCAAAGGAUUCACACAGUGGAGAAACCAUAUAAAUGUCUGGAGUGUGGAAAAGGCUUCUAUAUCAUUGGAAACCUUCAUUCUCAUCAAAGAACUCACACAGGGGAUAAGCCUUAUAAAUGCCUCGAGUGUGGGAAAAGUUUCAUUUGGAGUAACAGCCUUACUUCCCAUCAAAGAAUUCACACAGGGGAGAAACCAUAUAAAUGCCUGGAAUGUGGCAAAAGUUUCAGUCAAAGUGUAAGCCUUUCUUCCCACCAAAGGAUUCACACAGUGGAGAAACCAUAUAAAUGUCUGGAGUGUGGAAAAGGCUUCUAUAUCAUUGGAAACCUUCAUUCUCAUCAAAGAACUCACACAGGGGAUAAGCCUUAUAAAUGCCUCGAGUGUGGAAAAAGUUUCAGUCGGAGUGACAGCCUCUCUUCCCACCAAAGGAUUCACACAGGGGAGAAACCAUAUAAAUGCCUGCAGUGUGGAAAAAGCUUCAGUGAGAACGGAAGCCUUAUUUGCCAUCAAAGAAUUCACACAGGGGAGAAACCAUAUAAAUGCCUGGAAUGUGGCAAAAGUUUCAGUCGGAGUGGAAGCCUUUCUUCCCACCAAAGGAUUCACACAGUGGAGAAACCAUAUAAAUGUCUGGAGUGUGGAAAAGGCUUCUAUAUCAUUGGAAACCUUCAUUCUCAUCAAAGAACUCACACAGGGGAUAAGCCUUAUAAAUGCCUCGAGUGUGGGAAAAGUUUCAUUUGGAGUAACAGCCUUACUUCCCAUCAAAGAAUUCACACAGGGGAGAAACCAUAUAAAUGCCAGGAAUGUGGCAAAAGUUUCAGUCAAAGUGUAAGCCUUUCUUCCCACCAAAGGAUUCACACAGUGGAGAAACCAUAUAAAUGUCUGGAGUGUGGAAAAGGCUUCUAUAUCAUUGGAAACCUUCAUUCUCAUCAAAGAACUCACACAGGGGAUAAGCCUUAUAAAUGCCUCGAGUGUGGAAAAAGUUUCAGUCGGAGUGACAGCCUUUCUUCCCACCAAAGGAUUCACACAGGGGAGAAACCAUAUAAAUGCCUGCAGUGUGGAAAAAGCUUCCGUGAGAACGGAAGCCUUAUUUGCCAUCAAAGAAUUCACACAGGGGAGAAACCAUAUAAAUGCCUGGAAUGUGGCAAAAGUUUCAGUCGGAGUGGAAGCCUUUCUUCCCACCAAAGGAUUCACACAGUGGAGAAACCAUAUAAAUGUCUGGAGUGUGGAAAAGGCUUCUAUAUCAUUGGAAACCUUAAUUCUCAUCAAAGAACUCACACAGGGGAUAAGCCUUAUAAAUGCCUCGAGUGUGGGAAAAGUUUCAUUUGGAGUAACAGCCUUACUUCCCAUCAAAGAAUUCACACAGGGGAGAAACCAUAUAAAUGCCUGGAAUGUGGCAAAAGUUUCAGUCAAAGUGUAAGCCUUUCUUCCCACCAAAGGAUUCACACAGUGGAGAAACCAUAUAAAUGUCUGGAGUGUGGAAAAGGCUUCUAUAUCAUUGGAAGCCUUCAUUCUCAUCAAAGAACUCACACAGGGGAUAAGCCUUAUAAAUGCCUCGAGUGCGGGAAAAGUUUCAUUUGGAGUAACAGCCUUUCUUCUCAUCAAAGAAUUCACACAGGGGAGAAACCAUAUAAAUGUCUGGAGUGUGGAAAAAGCUUCAGUCAGAGUGGAAACCUUAAUAUCCAUCGAAGAACUCACACGCGGGAGAAACCAUAUAAAUGCCUGGAAUGUGGCAAAAGUUUCAGUCGGAGUGGAAGCCUUUCUUCCCACCAAAGGAUUCACACAGGGGAGAAACCCUAUAAAUGCCUGGAAUGUGGCAAAAGUUUCAGUCAGAGUGGAAGCCUUUCUUCCCACCAAAGAAUUCACACAGGGGGGAAGCCAUAUAAAUGCCUGGAAUGUGGCAAAAGUUUCAGUUGGAGUGGAAGCCUUUCUUCCCACCAAAGGAUUCACACAGGGGAGAAACCAUAUAAAUGCUUGCAGUGUGGGAAAAGCUUCCGUGAGAAUGGAAGCCUUAUUUGCCAUCAAAGAAUUCACACAGGGGAGAAACCAUAUAAAUGCCUGCAGUGUGGAAAAGGGUUCUAUAUCAUUGGAAACCUUCAUUCUCAUCAAAGAACUCACACAGGGGAUAAACCUUAUAAAUGUCUCGAGUGUGGAAAAUGUUUCAGUCGGAGUGACAGCCUUACUUCCCAUCAAAGAAUUCACACAGGGGAGAAACCAUAUAAAUGCUUAGACUGUGGGAAAAGCUUCCAUCGGAGUGGAAUGCUUACUGCCCAUCAACGUAUCCAUACAGGGGAGAAGCCAUAUAAAUGCUUGGAAUGUGGAAAAUGCUUCACUCGGAGUGCAGCCCUUGCUUACCACCAAAGAAUUCACACAGGGGAGAAGCCGUAUAAAUGCUUGGAGUGCGGAAAAUGCUUCAGUGACUGUAGAAGCCUUACUUCCCAUCAAAGAAUUCACACAGGGGAGAAACUGUAGAAAUACUUAUAAUAUGGAAAGUUGUUAUAUCAAACUAAUUGGCUUGCAAAAAUAGAAAGCAAUGCAAUGAAGCAAUACAGUAAGAUAGUCUGUAAUCUAUACACAUAACUGAGUAAGCAUCACCCAGUAUUCCUUCCUAUCCACCCUCCCCUUUCUAGAGCCCAUUGCAUUUUUCCAGUAUUUUUCCAGUCACAUGAUGUCGCACAAAUCUCGUGUGAGAAAACGCGAUCUUCUGCAUUUUUUGCGUGAUCUACUGGGUCCUUACGGGCACAGGUAAGCCGUGUGGAAACGGCCAUUGUGAGUUAGUCUCACCAGUGCAGUUGUUACGAGUAUCUCUCCUGUAUGCUUUGAAUAGCUGGGUAAACAUAGCUCUAGUUCAAAAAAUUUUUUUGUAUCUAGCUUAUAAGUUAUAAAUACAAUUUUUUUGCACUUUUGCACUUGAGAUCAAACUAAAAUUUCUAUAUGAGCAAACUAAAAAUGUCUACAUAAGGAACCUAACUACUUUUGUUUCCUCCAAGAGGCUCUGUCCUCUUUAUCUUCGUGUUUGUAGUGGGAGGAACCUCCCUUCGUCUCUAGCACCAGCAAAAAGGCUGAGAGGGCUGGGGGAGCUCUCCUGCACCUUUGACUGCUUGGUCCAGUUCAGUACCAGGGGCUGCAGCUUAGCCUUUCAAAGCCCCCUCACCCAGCAUAUGAGGGACUAGAGGCAGAACUUCACUCCAGCUGCUCUCGAGAGGUGAGUCGCCGUGCAGCCCGUCUCGCCAGCGAAAGGCUCGCCUGGCACUCAGUGGACGCGCAGGCUGGCCAGGUGAGCACAGGGGCAGCAGCGGAGCAUGUUUUCACACGGCAGCCAGGUGCAACCAAGCUGCGCCUGCUUGGUUCUCAGAAAGUUCUCAGAAACCAAAAAUAUAGUGCAUAUCAGCAAAUAAAUGAAAAGUUAAGCGGUGAAAUAACAAUAUGAAUCAUUUCUGGUGAGUGGCCAUUUUGGUCUGCAGUAGGAUGGCAGAAUUCGAAUCCAGUGGCACCCUGGAGACCAGCAAGGGUAUGAUCUUGGAGCCCCAGUAUGAAAUGUACAUCUCUGAUGAAGUGAGCUUUGACUCAGGAAAGCCGAUACCCUGGAAAGUUUUGUUAGUCUUUAAAGUGAUUCUGGACUCAAAUUUUGUUCAUCAAUAUGAAAGUAACAGAAAGUAGGAUUUGAAACAAAAUUCCCUACAUUUCCAGUACAAAUUGAACACUUGAAGCAGUUUUAUAGCAAGUCAAGCCAUUAAAGACCAUCAAAGCCCGUCCUUAUACUGAUGUGGGGUUCUGACAUUGAAGCCCAAAGCCCAACUCCACAGGUUUUACACUGGGGUGACUGGCCUAUAGGGAGAUAGUCGGGCCCAUUGCAGAAUUAGGGGGCAGCAGGGGCGUCUCAUGGCAGGGUGUGCUUGGGCUCUCCAAGCCCCUUCAACCCGAGACACAUCCUGAGUAGCUAUAUAAUCCUACCAUAUCUAAGCCAAGCCAUACGGGUGACAUCUCAGUUCUUAUCCUGGCGCAUGUGCACAGAGGCCGCGGUGGUGGGAAAGCCAGGCAAGGUGGCGCAUCCCUCCAGAGGCUGCAGAGGUGAGAAGGCCAGACAAGGUGGCGCAUCCCUCCAAAGGCCACAGUGGCGGCAUGGUGCACCUCUUCUAACUGUUUGCUAGAGCCCAUUGCAUUUUUCCCCAGAACGGGCUUUGUUGCUAGUACAAUAAUAUAGUCUGUAACUCAGUAUAAUUACAUAAUGGGUUUCAGAGGUUAACAGCCAGAUCCUGAGAACCCCCCUAGUCCCCGCUCAGCUAUACGAUCAUGGCUCUGCUACAGAGGUAGCUUCAAUGGAUAGCUCCCAGUGGGCAUUUUGAAUGGUGGGCAGGGGGGGGACGGGACGACGGGACAUGCACUGUUCUGCAAAGCUCUGAUUGCUUAGUGAGUUCCUAGCAACCUUGGCACCACCCACCAAACACAGAGCAUUUCCUAGUGAUGUCCCCCUAAGUGGUAGACUGUGGUGCAGCCAAACCCGGCCUCCAAUGCAGCCACAGUCCCUGCAAGAGCUGCAAGAGCCAGUACUCUCCAGUGUGCCCCAUACAGGGGUCACUUGGGGUUGCCAGCCUCCAGGUAUAGUCUGGAAUUCGUCCAGAAUUACACGCAAUCUCCAGACCACAAAAACCAUUUCCUUGGAGAGCAGGGCAGUUUCCGAGGGCAGUCCCUAGGGCACCAUACCUUUGCUGAGCUCCUUCCCCCCCCCGCAAGCUCUGUCCCCUUCAGGCACUGCCCCCAAAUCUCCUUAACACAAGGACUAAAGGAAGUAUGCCAAAAGUGCUUCAACACAGGUAUAUUACCUAUACAAUGUACAGUUAUAAUAAUGUCAAAGUCAAUACAACAGUGAAAGACAAAUCCUGUACACAAUCAAAGAGAGAAGAAAAGUCCCAAUAUAUAAUUUCCAAGGGUAAUUCUUCGAGUCUUGAUCACGUCGCUGAAAAUUAGCGAUGCCAAAGGAACCCAGAGGUAACUGGCUGAUGGCACCCUGAGUUCAAAAUGAAGGGGUGGCAACGAGCUAUACCGGUCUUAUUUCGUUCCGCUCGUUUCAGAGGGGGUCCUUCAUCAGGCCACCAACAACCUACAAUUCAUAAUAUAAGUCAUAGAAAUACCAGCAAAUUUUAAACCAUUGCUUUACAUCCAUUCUGCUAUCAGUACUUACUAUUUCAACGAAUAUCAAGGCGAAAUCGUGACAAUAACCAUGUAUCCAAAUCAAUUACAGCUUCAGUUUCAAUUCAAGGUAAGAGGGAGGAGGCCUCUAAUCUGUUAUAUACAAAGCUAAUCCCAUCCAACGAUCAAUUAAGGCCCUUACAACAUUUAAAGGGACACCUCUUAGCAAAAUUCAUGUGAGCCCCAAGAGAGAACCUAUCUUUAUUGCACGUAUCUUUAUGGCACAUACUCCAUAAAAAUAGAUCUGGUCACAAUAAGUGCCUCCUUUUGCAGGCGGAGAUUAGAUGGAUCUUUAAACUCCAUACCAUGUUACCCGACGGCUUGAAUAAUGACAUUGAUUAUUCAGCUUUUCUUUAGCCAUUAAAUAUGUCAUUGAAUU